UGUGGGAGAAGGAUCUAGAGAACAGGAAAGACAGAUAACAUUCCAGAGAAACAUAGUCCCUGCCCUCCACAAGCUGUCUUGUCGAGGGUGUAGGAGAUAUACACAUACAUAGUUCAAUAAUUGUUUAAGAUAGUAUCUGGUAAAAUACUAACAUGACUUAGAGAGUAGAGUAUUGAAUUGGAGGCAAGGGGAGGGAGGACUUGGAGAAGCAAGGUCAUUUGGGUUAAAAAUAUCCGGAGAUUUCCUGAUGAGCCGCCGUCACGGGCACCAGUUGUCAGGUGCAAAGACUGAGAGGGACAUGAACGCAUCUGGGUAGGUGUGGAGGUGGGGAACUGGAAAGAGGCAGGCCUGGAGACACGUGUGGUGGUGUGAGUGAAUGGACAUGACUGGAUCUUGGGGACUUAAGCAGGGGGUUGGGGCCAGUGUCAAUCAGGCUGGAUUGUAUCGGAGUUUGAAGGCUAAACUGAGCAGUUUCGCCUUUACAUUUUAGGCAGUAGUGAGCCCUGCAGGUUUAUUUAUUCCUUCCACAUUCCACUUUCCAUGACGCUGUUGAAGUGCUUUGAGGAAAUGAAAAGGGGUUUAGAACAAUUUUUAUCACGUUUUGUGGUUAGUAGGAUAAUUUCUAAUUUGAAAAUUUGCAAAGUGUAGGAAAUCAGAGGACUAAAAUAUAUUUGAAAAUCUUAACACCGAGAGAUGGGUUACCAUUUUGUUUUAGAUAUCCUCCUCUCCUUUUUUUUUUUCCGUGUGCAUUUAUACAAUUAAAAUUUAAACAAAAUUGGGGUUACAUUAUAAAUACUAUUUUACUAUGUGCUGUUUUUAAUUUUUUUUUAAAUUUUUUAAUUUUAAUUUUAAUUUUUAGAGAGAGAGCAAGAACAUGCGUUCAGGGGAAGGGGCUGAGGGAGAGAGAGAGAGAGAGAGAGAGAGAGAGAGAGUAAAUCCCAUGCAGGCUCUGUGCUGUCAGCACAUAGCCUGACACGGGACUCAGUCUCCAGACUCUGAGAUCAUGGCCUGAGCCAAAAUCAAGAGCCGUAUGCUUAACCGACUAAGCCAUCCAGGUGCCUCUACGACGUGCUGUUUUGAGUUUGAUAGAAGUUUAUAACCGUUCUAUAAAUAUAUGAAUAUUAAUGAUAGCACUAAUUUCUCUUUUGGGUGGGUAUUCCAUAACUUAUUGAAACAUCCUGGACAUUUUGGUUGCUCCCAGGCUGUGGCUGAUGUAAGUAAUGCUGCAGUACAAUUCCCUACAGAUCUUUGUGUACACAUUUGGUACUUCCUUAGGUUACAUCCCAUCUUGGUACAUAGCCUUCCAGAAGGUAUAUACCAGUUUCUUCUGCAACCAGCAGGAUAUAUGAUUGUCUAUUUCUUACUUCUUCACUGACAGUACAGAUUAUUAUUUUAAAAGACCUAAAACCCUUCCUACUAAUAAUGGUCUUUAAUGAAAGGAAUGCUUUAGGGAAAUCGACUUGGUGGCAUUUUGGAGGUUAUAUUGGAUGUGGGUAGAAGUGGAGAAGGGGAACCAUCAUCUUUUUGGUGUUUGUGGUAAACUCCACACUCGGGUGAUUUCUGUGGAGAUGGAGAGGGUUGAAAGAAAAGCCAUUUCAUGGGGGGGAAAGGACACUGCGUGACUGAUUGGCGAGCUGACCAGAAGGGCACCUAAAGGUUUGCUUCUAGAAAAUGGGAAUAUUGGCUUCCUGUCAGUUAACUGUCAGAUGGGGGAAUCCAUUUUAGGGGUUACAAGUUUCAUUUUAGACGGGUGGAGUUUGAAGAGAUGGUCAGACCAGUUGGGGAGGUCAAGGUCUGGAGUUUAGGAGACUCGAGGGCUGGAAUCUUAUUUAUGGUUAUGCUGUUUGAGGUGUUGUCCCCACCCAGAGGCUGGACAGCUGGGCUUUCAGGGGACGGAAUGAGGACAGCUGGCUACUGCAAGGGACACGAUUAGAAGAAGAUAGAAAAUCCUCGGUACCUGAGACAGAAGCCUAUCCCAGUUGCUCUGAUGACCCCCAAAUGUAGCCUGAGAAAAUCCAGCAGCCUCCAUGAUGAUCCUCUACUCUUCCGAAUGCACGAGAAAGAGUUGGACAUAAAAACAAAAAUGAUAGAAGCCAAAUACCACGAGGAGAAGCUGAAACUGCAGCAGAAACAUGAUGCCGAUGUUCAGAAGAUUUUAGAAAGAAAGAAUAAUGAAAUAGAAGAAUUGAAAAUUUUAUACAAAAAGAAACAAAAUGAAAUGGAGGAGACUGUUAGAAAACUUGAAAAGAAAGUUCAGAUCCUUAUACGUGACUGUCAAGUUAUCAGAGAGACCAAAGAAAACCAGAUUACAGAGCUAAAAAAGAUAUGUGAACAGAGUACUGAAUCUCUGAAUAAUGACUGGGAAAAAAAGCUCCACAAUGCCGUGGCAGAAAUGGAAAAGGAGAAGUUUGAUCUUCAAAAGCGGCACACGGAAAAUAUUCAAGAGUUGCUCGAGGACACAAAUGUACGUCUGAAUAAAAUGGAGGGUGAAUACAUGGCACAGACACAGUCCACGAACCAGAUGGUCAAAGAACUGGAGUCCCGUGUCCAGCAGCUGACUGGAGAAGCAGAGAACAGUAAUUUGCAGAGACAGAAAUUAAUUCAAGAAAGAUUGGAACUUGAGAGAAUUUACCAGAUAGCAUGUAAUGAAUUACAAGAAGUAAAGGCAAGGCGCAACUCACUACAUAAAGAGAAAGAUCACCUUGUGAAUGAUUAUGAACAAAACAUGAAACUAUUACAAACCAAAUAUGAUGCUGAUAUAAACCUUCUGAAAAAGGAACAUGCUCUUUCAGCUUCUAAGGCAUCUGGUAUGAUUAAAGAACUAGAACAGAACAUCUGUCAAUUAAAACAGCAGCUCCAGGAAUCAGAACUUCAAAGAAAGCAACAGCUAAGGGAUCAAGAAAAUAAGUUUCAAAUGGAGAAAAGUCAUUUAAAACACACCUAUGAGAAAAAGACUCAUGACCUGGAGAGUGAACUUGGUAAAGAGAAAGAAGAAGCUCAAAAGAAAAUCCAUAAACUUGAGGAAGCACUGAAGGAGAAAGAGGAGCAGCUGACUCGUGUGACUGAAGUUCAGAGGUCGCAGGCCCAGCAGGCGGAUGCUGCCCUGGAAGAGUUUAAGCGGCAGGUGGAACUGAACUCAGAGAAAGUCUACGCCGAAAUGAAAGAGCAGAUGGAAAAAGUAGAAGCAGAUCUAACCAGAUCCAAGUCUCUUCGUGAGAAACAGUCAAAGGAGUUUUUUUGGCAGCUGGAGGACGUCAAACAACGAUAUGAACAGCAGAUAGUAGAGCUGAAGCUGGAGCAUGAACAGGAGAAGACGCACCUAUUACAGCAGCAUAACGCAGAGAAGGAUAGCCUAGUCCGAGACCAUGAACGGGAAAUUGAAAACCUGGAAAAACAGCUUCGCGCUGCCAAUAUGGAGCACGAAAAUCAAAUUCAAGAGUUCAAGAAACGAGAUUCACAGGCUAUUGCCGACAUGGAAGCCCAAGUUCACAAGUUGAGAGAAGAGCUGAUACAUGUGAACUCACAGCGGAAACAGCAGCUGGUGGAACUCGGCCUUCUUCGUGAAGAGGAGAAGCAAAAGGCUGCAAGGGACCAUGAGACCGCGGUCUAUAAACUGAAGGCCGAGUCAGAAAAGAUGAAGUUGGAGCUGAAGAGGGCUCAUGCCGCCGAGACAGACGUGGCAUUGGAAAAGGCCAACAGCAGGCUGAAGCAGAUGGAGAAGGAAUACACCCAGAAGCUCGCCAAAUCUUCACAGAUCAUAGCAGAACUUCAGACAACCAUUUCCUCUCUGAAAGAGGAGAAAAGCCGGCUGCAGCUUGCUGCAGAAAGACGGCUCCAGGACGUUACACAGAAGUUUGAAGAUGAGAAGAAGCAGCUGAUUAGAGAUAAUGACCGAGCAAUCAAGGCUUUGCAAGACGAACUAGAAAACCGCUCUAACCAAGUGCGAUGUGCGGAGAAAAAACUACAACACAAGGAACUGGAGUCACAGGAACAGAUAACUUAUAUACGGCAAGAAUAUGAAACAAAAUUCAAAGGAUUGAUGCCAGCAUCUCUAAGGCAAGAGCUUGAAGACACCAUUUCCUCCCUCAAGUCACAGGUUAACUUUCUGCAAAAGCGAGCGUCCAUCCUUCAGGAAGAACUGACGACCUACCAAGGCAGAAGGUAACUGCACGGAGGCUUACCUGAGUAGCACAGGCAAAGGUGGCAGACACACCCGGGCUUAUACUGUGGACUUCUUCCAGCAGGUUUGAAGAUUUGGAUGUUGUAGAAUAAACUGUGAGAUCAGUGAACGUUUUUUAAUACUUAAAUGUAAUUAAGAUCAUAAACACAUGCAUCACUCGGACGCUACGGGGUGGUUUUUAUUUGUGUCUGCCUAAGUUAUUAUUUUUUUUUAACAUUUCUUUAUUUCUGAUUUCCAUAUUUGCAUGCAUUUGAGCAUGGCCUGAGAGUUGCUUCUGCGGGGAAAAGAAAUGAUUGCUCAUAAGAUGCCUCGUUGACGCGUUUGCGUAGGAUUUUACCAGUCACGUACGAUCAACAUCACGUUUGUAGUGUCGCGUCCCAAAUGUGAACAUGCUUCCCUUGUUUUCAUGUUCAUGUAUGAUUAAAACAUUGUAUUUUGUA
Molecule: messenger RNA, 4620 nt
Organism: Acinonyx jubatus (cheetah)
Lineage: Eukaryota; Metazoa; Chordata; Mammalia; Carnivora; Felidae
Gene: CEP112
Product: centrosomal protein 112
Exons: 22
Coding region: 1988-4165 (725 amino acids)
Source: RefSeq, a predicted model, not a curated record